CUUCCUGCACAUUGUGAUGUGCAGCAAUGUCCGAAGGCUCAGCUGCUGCAGGGGUUUCCCCUGUAAAAGCUGUCAUAGUGCCCGGCAAUGGGGGAGGGAACGUGGAGUCUUGUAUCUGGUAUGGUUGGACUAAAAAGAGACUUGACAAGAUUCCAAAUUUCAAGUGUCUGCUCCGUAACAUGCCCGAUCCAGUUACCGCAAGAGAAUCAAUAUGGCUGCCAUUCAUGGAAUCAGAGCUGCAGUGUGACAGCAAGACUAUAGUCAUUGGGCACAGUUCUGGAGCAGCUGCAGCCAUGAGGUUUUCCGAAACGCAUCAAGUGUUUGCCAUAAUUCUUGUGUCAGCAUACACCUCUGACUUGGGAGAUGAAAAUGAGAGAGAAAGCGGUUAUUUCAGUCGUCCUUGGCAAUGGGAAAAGAUAAAAUCCAACUGUCGUCACAUCAUUCAGUUUGGUUCCACAGAUGAUCCGUUCCUUCCAUGGAGUGAGCAGCAGGCGGUUGCUGAUAAUUUGAACGCGGAGUUGCAUAAGUACACAGACCGUGGACACUUCCAGAAUACGGAGUUUAAUGACCUUCUGGAGGCCGUGAAGAAACUUAUUCCCACUCCUGUAUAAACACAAUUUUGUACGAAGCAUCUGGUUACCGCCUAUAGUGUAAGGAUACAUGCACACGGCCAUGUAGUUUAUGCAGAUUUUGCUGUAUUUCAGUCCCCAAAUCCACAUGUUCCUUCAUGAUUUUAUCACAGUUGAGCCCCAGAUCUUACCCUAUGCAUAGCAAAGUGUGAAUUCUGUAGUCCACACUACAGGUCCAUUUUCACAGUAAUCCCCCACAGUGUACAUGAGACUUGGAAAAGGUGUGAUUUUAAAAUGGCAGCCAGCAAGUUGUCCUAGAAUGUGAGCAGGAACGAUUUCCUCCACUUGCAGACCCGCCUACGGUUGUGGGGCCUCACUACACUGCUUUACAGAGAGUAAUGAUACCAUCAUGGCUGAGCAGCCCGACAGAAACGCUCACCAAUCUGUAGUAUAUGCAAGUGCCCUGCGCCCUCACCUUCCCUAGGCAGCUCUGCAAGUGUAGGCAAUCAGUCCUCGCAUUCUACGACAGGUUGCUGGUGGUCAUUUUAAAUCAUUCCCAGAGAACACCCCCCCACCAUUGCUGGUACCGUAUUAGGGUCCGUUCACACGUCCGUAGUGUAUUGCGGAUCUGCAGUACACCCCGCCAGCACCCUCAUAGAACUGCCUAUUCUUGUCCGCAAUUUUUUUCCGGAGGCGUGGACGGGAAGUGCUCCGGAAAUGCGGAUGCGGACAGCACGCUGUGUCCUGUCCACUUCCACUCCAUAGAUAAUGAAUGGGUCCGCACCCGUUCCGGAUAAUUGCGGAACGGGUGCAGACACAUUUUACGGACGUGUGAAUGGACCCUUAGGCUGCAGCUUUUUCACAGUAAAAUCCUUGCAUAAUCCACACAGUGUGCAUGAGGCCUAAAAUGUCUUGAGUGAGAGCUUUUUCUCUAGAUAUCUACCCUAUUUGUUGUAUUCUCAUCUGUUAUGUAACCUAAAAGAAUUAAAAAAAUUCAUAAAGUGA
Molecule: messenger RNA, 1574 nt
Organism: Bufo gargarizans (Asiatic toad)
Lineage: Eukaryota; Metazoa; Chordata; Amphibia; Anura; Bufonidae
Gene: RBBP9
Product: RB binding protein 9, serine hydrolase
Exons: 5
Coding region: 27-611 (194 amino acids)
Molecular function (GO): hydrolase activity
Source: RefSeq, a predicted model, not a curated record